ACCGACAUAGCGUGAGCACGAGAUACGUUCAAAAAAGAAAUCCUAAAGAACAAGGAUUACUAAACGAGCACGCUCGCCGGCGCCGGGAAUCACGAUCAGAUCCAAUCCAAGACCGCGCCCCAGCCCGGCGGAUGGAUCCCGCCGCCGUGGCCAUCGUGACGGUGCCGUUCCCGGCGCAGGGCCACCUGAACCAGCUGCUGCACCUGUCCCUGCUCCUCGCAUCGCGGGGGCUUCCUGUCCACUUCGCCGCGCCGGAGCCGCACCUCCGGGAGGCCCGCGCGCGCCUGCACGGCUGGGGGCCCGACCCCGCGGCGGUGUGCUUCCGCGCGCUGGACGUGCCCGCGCACGACUCCCCCUCCCCGGACCCAUCCUCCCCGUUCCCGGCGCACAUGCUGCCCCUGUUCGAGGGCUUCUGCACCGGCGCGCGGGCCUCGCUAGCCGCGCUCCUGGCGGAGCUGGCCGCGUCGCACCGCCGCGUCGUCGUCCUCUACGACCGCAUGGCGGCCUUCGCGGCGGCCGAGGCCGCGCGCUUACCCAACGCCGAGGCCCUCGGCGUGCACUGCCUCGCCGCCUCCUACAACGUCGGGUGGGCGGACCCGGGGCACGCCCUCCUGCGACGCCACGGCCUCGUGUUCCACCCGCCCGACGCCUGCGCCACGCCGGAGUUCGUCGCGCUCGCCAGGCAGAUGGGCCAGGAGCGCCGGCGCGCGCCCGGAGCCGGCAUGGUCGUCAACACCUGCCGCGCGCUCGAGGGCGACUUCCUCGACGCACUCCGGGGGAUCCCGUCCUCCGACGGCCCAAGGCUGUUCGCCGUCGGGCCUCUCAGCCCGGUGCUCCCCCUCCCCGGCGCGAGCGGGACUCGGCACGAGUGCCUGGGCUGGCUCGACGCGCAGCCGCCCUCGUCGGUGCUGUACGUGUCGUUCGGUACGACGUCGUCGCUCCGCCCGGAGCAGGUGCGCGAGCUGGCCGCCGCGCUGCGGGACAGCGGGGCGCGCUUCGUGUGGGCGCUGCGGGACGCCGACCGCGCGGGCAUGCGCGGCGGGGAGGGGGGUGCCGAGGCCCUCCGCGCCGCCGCGGCGUCCGAGCUCGGCCCCGACGGCGCUGGCGUGGUGGUCACCGGGUGGGCGCCGCAGCUGGAGAUCCUGGCGCACGGCGCCACCGCGGCGUUCAUGAGCCACUGCGGCUGGAACUCCACCGUGGAGAGCCUCAGCCACGGGAAGCCUAUCCUGGCGUGGCCCAUGCACAGCGACCAGCCCUGGGACGCCGAGCUCGUGUGCAAGUACCUCCGCGCCGGCGUCCUGGUGCGCCCGUGGGAGCGGCGCCAUGACGUGACCCCCGCGGCCGACAUCCGCGACGCUAUCGACAGGGUCAUGGCCUCGGAGGAAGGGGCUGAGAUCCGGCGGCGGGCCGGGGCGCUCGGGGAGGCCGUUCGCGGCGCCGUGGUCGAGGGCGGGUCGUCUAGGCAGGACCUGGAGGAGCUCGUCGCGUACGUGACGAGGUGAUUCCGUCGCGAUGGCCCAUGCGGCGACUGUGCCGCGUGGCGGCGCUGCUGCCUGCAUUAACGAUUUGUUUCCAUGGACUAUAUUUGAAAUGAAAUCAGAAGGUUUUAGGCCAGGCUAUGGUUUCAUUUGAGGGUUGGCCAGGCCAUCUUCGUAGCCUA
This is a messenger RNA of Zea mays, 1660 nucleotides long. RefSeq names its product cis-zeatin O-glucosyltransferase 1-like. The transcript has a single exon. Lineage: Eukaryota; Viridiplantae; Streptophyta; Magnoliopsida; Poales; Poaceae. Gene Ontology annotation, molecular function: UDP-glycosyltransferase activity. The record is from RefSeq and is a predicted model, not a curated record. The coding region runs from base 132 to 1502 and encodes 456 amino acids.